Molecule: messenger RNA, 4593 nt
Organism: Thyridium curvatum
Lineage: Eukaryota; Fungi; Ascomycota; Sordariomycetes; Thyridiales; Thyridiaceae
Exons: 3
Coding region: 1-4593 (1530 amino acids)
Biological process (GO): actin filament severing; barbed-end actin filament capping
Molecular function (GO): phosphatidylinositol-4,5-bisphosphate binding; actin filament binding
Source: RefSeq, a predicted model, not a curated record
AUGUCCGACGAAGUCAGUAGCUUUCUCCGGUCUGUCGAGCAGCUGAAGGAUCGACGAGACGAGGAGGACGAGGCCCGGUCGAGAGAACUCGAGGAGAAGAUACUACAGGAGAGGCGUGAACGCCAAGCUCGCCGUGCCGAGCGCGCAAGAUCAAUUUCUCCUCAGAAAUCGUCACCUGCGAAUACCCCGCCACCGUCCCAGCACCGUCACGCCGACUCGCAAACCUCCGAAGGACUUAGCUUGGCGUCCUCCCCUGUCCUCGAGAGUACUGGCAGCCCGCAGUCGCGUUCGGCAAACCAGAGCCGCUCCGACAUGAUGGGCUCGGCCGACUACUCGACCUCUCCGACCAAGGAGAACGAGUCUCCCUACGAUCUCGACUCGAAACGCGCCAGCGUCACGUCCCCCUCCAGCGCCAUGCCUACUCGUACCCCGACCCUCUCGUGGCAGCGACGUCCUACGUCACAAUCCUCGGCUGGGCCCAAAAAUCGACCACUAUCCAUGGUGGCCGCCGAAAAUGCGGCCGCCCGGUCGUCUACGACCAGUUCUGCCGACCAGGCCGACUCGCCGGCCUCGAGAGACCAAAUUGCCCAAGCUCUGGGCUCUAAGGAUCCUGCCUGGUUCCGGCAGACGCCCGAUCGCGGGCAAGGCUCCGACGCAUACCGACGCAACCAGGUCGAGGAUGAGGACCGUCUGGAUAUGUCUUCGGUGCGCGCCCAGCUACCGGGAAUGUCGCGUGCUUCCUCAACCGAGCCGGACAAGGACGCGACACCCACGCGAUCCGACUCUCCGGGUCUGCGAGGAAAGCUCGGGUCACCGUUGCCGUUAACGCCUGCCCAACGGCUCGAUCCACCAACGACGGAAGCCAUACCAACCGAGACAGAGGCCGCUUCGAUCGACCGCCAAAUCAUGUCCCCUCCCUCAGGACGCACCUCGCCAAACAGGCCGAUUUCGCCGACGAAAGGCAUGGGUGGGUUUGUGCAGAGCGCCAUGAUGAAGCGCACGGACAGUGUCAAGCGAUGGAGUGUGACAUCCCCCACGGGCCUGCAACGCGCAGACUCUGUCGCUUCGGCACGGCCCAACAGCCCGCAUCGUAUGAGUGGGCAGUCCUCGUCGCGACCUUCAAGCAUGUUGAAGGAGAGCUCUUCGAGGCCCACCUCCAGCCACGCAGAUGCAGCACCUCUUUCGGUAGAUACUACGAAGGACACGGCGGCCCCUGAGGAACCCUCUCACCCCGCUGAGGAUGAUGCCAAGUUGCCCGUCAGCCCCUCUAGGACCAUGGAUCCGCGCAGAUGGAGUCCUACAAAGUCAAGCUGGCUCGAAUCUGCUCUCAACAAACCCGAAUCGCCCAAGCCCAAACCUACUCCGCCACCUAAUUCCCAACCUUCAUGGAUGGCAGACCUUAACAAGGCCAAGGCUCAAAAGGCCACAGGGGAGUCUGACCUUGGGCGGACUGCGUCCGUUUCGCGAAACUUCGAGGUCAAGACUGGUGGGCUCAUGCGAUCUUCGCCCAUGGGCGUCAAUGUCAAGUCACCAGCGGCUCGCUCUUACCACUCGCCCUCCCCAUCUAUGGGCGGCGAGAGGACGGGCCUUGCUGCUCUGCGCGGGACUCUGUCAGCUAGUAGCUCUGCCGACGACGUGAACAGCAGCAGCGGGACGCCGGAUAAGACAUCCGCUACAAGCUCGCCCUCAACAAGCAAGCAGAAGCCUGACACCCCGCCCAAAAAGGACUUCCGUGGCACUCUCAAGAGCCGACCUACACCUGCGGGCGGUGACGGCCCCCAACAGGCUGAGUUCCAGAACGUGUUUGGCAACCUGCGGAGAACCAAGACCCAAAAUUAUGUGGCGCCCGACACGCUCAAGGACAACAUCCUCCGAGGCAAAGCAGGGCUGGCAGUUACUGGCGGGCCAAAGCCCCGAGAGAGGAAGGACGAGUUCAAGGAGGCCAUCCUGGCCAAAAAGGCAGAUUUCAGCCAAGCGAAAACCGAAGGACGAGGCAUCAAGACCAACGCUUCGGGCCCAAGCGAGAAGCCAAUCCCUGAAGGGUUGGCCAAGAGGCUAGAGAUGAGCAGGUCUGGGAGCAUCUCACACGACAGGGAGCCGAGCACCUCGACUACAAGUGUCGAACCACCUGUACGCACGCCGGCUCGUUCAAACACAAUGUCGCCUGUGUCAAAACGGGACUCUGCUGAAGUCUCACGUCCUACAGAGUCCCCGAGGGAGACCCGUUCUCCUGUGCCGACCUUGCAGAAAGAGACCAGCGCCCCAGCACGGUUGCAGAAGCCGGGCGGGAGUGCUCUGGCUGACAGGUUCAACCCAGCCCUGGCCGGUAUGCUGGCCCGUGGGCCUCCACCUAUGGUUUCCAACCCGGGAAAGACCUCGGACGACUCCAGCAGUGGGGCUGCGGCGCCCGUCGCAUCACAGACCGAGCAGCCUUCCGGUCCAGGACCCCAGCUGACGCAUAUGACUAAGAACCGGGCUCGUGGUCCCAAGCGGAAAGCACCCACCUCCGUGGCCAAGGCUGCACCUGCCGAGGAAGCUGCACCAGCUUCUGCCGCUGCCGAGUCUGGUACAGCUGGUGAUGAGAAGCCUACUUCUCCCAUCAAGCCAACUCCACCCAACCCUUUAUCUCCUAAGCCUACGCUCGAGAGGAUAGCACUUGUUGAUUCGGCAAAGACACCUGUCAUCCUGCCCAAGCCGGCUACGAAUGAUGUGAUCUCCCUGGUUGACUCGUCACGAAGGAAGCCCGUCGAGGAUGACUCGAAGUCUACCGGCUCGAAGAUUGACCUUGUCGGCUCACCGAAGCCCACGGGACGACCUCGCUCACCGACCAAGAUCCACGAGCAAGUCGCUGCUCUUGCUGCCAAGACGCAUGAGUCCAAGUCAGGACACUCUCGCGGCGAGAGUGCCGACCUCACUUCACCGGCUACCUCUCCCCGGAAGCUCGACAUGAAACGUAUGUCCAAGUUCUUGGAUGAGUCUAAGCCUGUGGUUGAAGCGCCGAGGCCCCUUUCUCCCUCCAAGACUGGCGGCAACCGGCCCUUGCCGGAGCCUCGACCGCUUUCGCCGCAAAAGACUGGCGGUCGAGCACUACCCGAGUCUCCGCGGAAGGAGGUCCCAAGCGAAAAGGUCGACUCUGACCCUGUAGUGUCAGUGAGGAGCGGAGCAGCCAUGUUCGGUGGUGCCUCGGUUGCAGCAAAACCAAGGCCAUCUCCGAUCUCGCCUCCACCGAAGAACAUCAACCUCAGAUCACCCCCGGCGAGCGCUUCAUCACGGCCGCUACCAACAGUAUCCUCUCCCGACCCCAAGUCGCCGCCACCAAUGUCAUCUCCCAUGCGGUCACCGAGCAAACAUGCGUCCGAGGUAUCGGCCAUGUUCAACGACUUCUUCGGCAACGCGCGCCCCCAGCGCAAGUACACGGUCGACGCGGCCGAGGUGCUCAUGAGCAGGCCCAAGCCGGCGCCCAAGGUCAGGACGCAGCAGAUGCAGCUCUUCCGCCUCUCGGGCGACGGCAAGAAGCAGCCCGUCCCGGCGAGUUACGAGCGCGUGCUCUUCGAGCGCGAGAUGUACCUCUGCGCGCACAGCUUCGCCGACGAGGCCAGCGGCCGCAAGGCGGCCGAGGUCUACUUCUGGGUCGGCGACGAGGUCCCGCAGGCCGCGGCCGAGGACGCAGAGGUCUUCGCCGGCCGCGAGGCGCGCGCCCUGGGGGGAAAGCUCGUCAAGCUGCAGCAGGGCAGGGAGUCGGCCGAGUUCCUGCAGGCGCUUGGCGGCAUCGUCAUUGUGCGCCGCGGCUCAAGCAACAAGUACGACUCGCUAGCGCCCGAGAUGCUCUGCGGCCGGCGCUACCUAGGCCAGAUCGCCUUUGACGAGGUCGACUUCUCCCCCGCGAACCUGUGCUCCGGGUUCCCGUACCUGAUCACGACCUCGGGCAAGUGCUACCUGUGGAAGGGGAAAGGGAGUGACGUCGACGAGCUCAGCUGCGCCCGGCUGAUAGGCAUGGACCUGGCGCUCAUGGGCGAGCUGACCGAGGUCGAGGACGGGGCCGAGCCGGCGCACUUUUGGGACCUGUUUGGCGGCGACGGCGCGGCGCGGCGGCCCGGGUCGGCGGACCACUGGCGCCUCAAGCCCAACUACGAGAAGUACUGCGGUAGGCUAUUCUGCUCGGACGCGAGCAGUCGGCAGCAGAUCAUCGAGCUCCACCCCUUCAGCCAGGCCGAUCUCCACCCGGCGGGCAUCUACGUCCUCGACGCCUUCUUCGAGAUGUACAUCGUCGUCGGCCGCCGCGCCCAGUCCCAGUACGCCUCGUUCCACAACGCCCUCGACUUCGCGCAGGAGUACGCCAUCCUGGCCGCGGGCGCCGAGGACCGGCCCUUCGUGCCCGUCUCGACCGUCGUGCUCGAGGGCGUGCCGCGCGACCUCAAGAGCGUGUUCCGCAAGUGGACCGACGCGCGCUGCCCGACGCGCCUGGCCGUGCCCGCUGCGGGAGGAGCGGCGGCGGACAGCCACCAGCCGGUGACGAGCCCCAAGCAGUUCAAGAGGGGGCGGAGCCUGCGCAUCGUGCCGCUGAAUCAGGCGCUGCAGGCGCUGACGAGUUGA